Molecule: messenger RNA, 1681 nt
Organism: Aphanomyces astaci
Lineage: Eukaryota; Oomycota; Saprolegniomycetes; Saprolegniales; Verrucalvaceae
Exons: 4
Coding region: 28-801 (257 amino acids)
Source: RefSeq, a predicted model, not a curated record
GAUCGCACGAAGUAAGCAGCAUCCACGAUGGGGAACCAGACGUCGACAUACAACCCGGCGCGGGAAUCGGCCGAGCUCGGACGCCGUCCAAAUGACCAUGAACUCAUCCUUCUCUUCAAGAUGCAGACCAAGUUUCUUGUGCGACUGGUCGAAUGUCCCUACCACGUGAGUCUUCUCGAGCGAUACUGGGACAGCAUGUACGGUAAUCACGCCAGCAACAACCAUGCGAUACCGUUCCAGCGGAAGGGAUCGGGAUGGCGCGACAUUGGGUUCUCCACGGACAACCCCGCCGACGACAUUCGCGCGACGGGCGAGCUCGGCCUCGAGUGUCUCGUGUUCUUUGUGGAAAACUACCCCGGGGAAGCCCGCAUGAUGAACAAUCGCCAGCUUGGUUAUCCGUUUGUCAAGGCCGCGGUCGCCGUCACACGCGUACUCAUGGAGAUCUUCCACGUCGUCCAAUUAGAUGGCUCCCGCGGGUCAUACCCUGUCCGCGACACGCUGUACUGGCAGCUUCUAGACUCGGACUUGAGUCUGUUUCGGUUGUUUGCGUUCUGCUUUCUCAUGUUCGACGAACUCUUCUGCGACCAUGUUGCCACGACAAAGGCCUUGCCAUUAACCAUGUGCCCGCCCUCCACGGUCGCAAAGCUGGCGGACGUCGGCAAGGAAAAGCUCCUCGCGACGCUACGACGGGCUCCAGCACACCUCACCGAUCUCACUGUAUGUCAACUUGGUCAAAAGUAUAUGUUUAUGAAAGCAAACUACUCGUUGCAUCGAUUUCUAGAGUUUAUAUUCCAUAUAUAAUGUCCAUCACACUAAUACAUGGCAUCCAUACAAUGAUAUCCAAGGAUUUGGGUUGGGUAUGAGGAUGCAUUUCGCCAAGUUGAUAUGCUUAACAUAUAUUACUUUAGUAUUGUGCUUUCGAGUGAAAUUUCAUUGUGUUGUGGUUUCUCGUUGGAAUUUAAAUCGAUUUGAUUGGCUACCUCAGAUGAGCUCAAAAUUAUUAGCCAAUCAAAACCUUCUCAAUGAAAUUCAACCAAUCAGAUCGAUUGUGGAUCCGUUUGGUCGGCGCGAUUCGAUUGCACCCCCAAAAUAUUGUAUCAAAUCGACAAUAUUACCAUUGGUAUUUUUUGUGAAAGCAAAAACUAGUUGAUCGAUUUUUCUAGUGUAUAUUUUCCUUGUUUCGAUGAUACUAAACACAUUGUGAAGGAUGAAAAAAAAAAUAAAAAAUAUAUAUAUCGUGUUUGGAGUUGCGUAGGAUCUAUGCGCCAACGGCCAAGUGCUGCGCCGUACCAACUUCAAGGUCGACGUCGACGACCGCAAACCUAAACCUUCUCCGUGGACCAAGUCGCCGUCGAAAGACCCCCAGCCCUUGAUGACGUCAUCACAUUGCAGUUUAUUCGACGGGCUCGUUCAAAAGUAGUCACCAAGUGUGGGGUGUUUGCUACAGCUGCAGCGCAAUCGUAUGGCCGAGGGCUGUGGGUGGUUGUCUGCUGUACUGCGCCUGCCAGGAGUGUGUAGUUAUGUAAAGUACAAUCAUAUCAUCCAAAAAUGAUAUAUAUAAAUAUAUAUAGUGGGACAAAAGUACAUGGGACAGACCCCGCACUGGACAUAUAUAUCAUUUUCAAUCGUUUGUACGAACUUGAAGUUGAGAUUUAGAUACAGAUGGUUGAUGCGAACGUAC